Acinonyx jubatus (cheetah) is the source of this 4445-nucleotide messenger RNA. RefSeq names its product PABIR family member 2 (gene PABIR2). The record is from RefSeq and is a predicted model, not a curated record. NCBI's taxonomy places the organism in Eukaryota, Metazoa, Chordata, Mammalia, Carnivora, Felidae. The coding region runs from base 1029 to 1856 and encodes 275 amino acids. Gene Ontology annotation, molecular function: protein serine/threonine phosphatase inhibitor activity. The transcript has 10 exons.
CUGCCGCCGGGCGCGUGCGCAGGACCUGAUAGGUGCCCGGACGCGGAAGACUUGGCCCCGUGGAGGUUCCCGCUUCUGAAGCGUGGGAGGCGGAAGAGGCGGCAGGUUGUAGAUUUUGGUCUUGGCCCCAAGGGGUUCCCUCCGGGCCAUCAGAACCCAAGAGAGGAAGAGGAGGCACCGCGGCGGCGGGCCGAACCCCCCACCUGUCCUCCAGGCCGGGAGGGGGGGGUAGGGAGGGGAUAAGCAACCCUCGCAGGGCUGAGGAGCUCCUAGGACCGGGUCCCAGAGCAUGGGGGGCUGGACCGGGUCCCCGAGCAUGGGGAGCUGGAGCCGUCGAGGCCGCCUGGCCGGGCCCUGCCCGACUGUCAGCUUAACGGUGGUGUUAGCACUGCCCGGGCAGCUGCGGUGUCUGUAGCCCGGCCCCACUUGAGGUCGUCGGCCGAAAGAUAGCAACAUGAGUUCCGCCGCUGCCUAGUUUCCUCCCCCUCCUCUUCUCCCUCUGUCCGCCUCCUUCUCCUCUUCCCCAUACUUCGUCUUUUCCUUUCCCUCUCUCGUGCUCCUCUUUUUCCUCCACCCUGCCCUCCUUCCCUUCCGUCCUCGUCCUUUCCCCCAUCUUCCUUUCCCGAUUCUGUCCUCCUUGUACUCUGUUUUCCUGUUUUUCCAUCUAUCCCCUUUCCCUUCCUUUUGCUCUUUUCCCUCCAUCCCUCUCUUUUCUCCAUCGUCUUCCCCUUAUUCUGUCACCCUCCACCACCACCUCCUCUCGCUACCGUCUCCCCUUCCUCCUCCCCUCACUCACUAUCAGCCUCCCUUCCUCAUCCUCAUCCUCCUUCCCUCCUCCUCCUCCUCCUCCUCCUCCUCCUCUCCUGCUUUUCUCCGCCCCAGCCCCCGCCCCCAAGCCUCCGCCCCUUAGCCCCCGCCCCCAGCUGCCAGUCCCCAGCAGCUCAGUCCUGCAGUGAGAGUCUUGGGAGUCCAUAGCUAAGCACCAGGAGCUGAGCACUGCCCGCUGUGCCUGCCUGCAAGUCUCCGACAUGGCUCAGGAGAAAAUGGAGCUGGACUUUGAGCCUGACACAUCUGAUGGGGGCGCCCUGAGGAGAUCCAGCAGCGCUCCCCUGAUCCACGGGCUCAGUGAUCUUUCUCAGGUUUUUCAACCUUACACAUUUAGAACUCGGAGGAAUAGUACAACGAUUAUGAGCCGUCAUACCCUGUUGCUGUCGUCGUCACCAAAUCGCGUUCCUAGUAGCAGACUGCAUCAGAUCAAAAGGGAGGAAGGCAUGGAUAUGAUGAACAGAGAAACUGCACACGAACGGGAAGUGCAGACAGCAAUGCAGAUCAGCCAGUCAUGGGACGAGAGCUUGAGCCUGAGUGAUAGCGAUUUUGAGAAGCCGGAGAAACUAUAUUCUCCUAAAAGGAUUGACUUCACUCCAGUUUCUCCGGCACCAUCACCCACCAGAGGGUUUGGAAAGCAAUGUUUUUCACCAUCCUUACAAAUGUUUGUGAGCAGCAGUGGGCUGCCGCCAAGUCCCGUGCAUAGUCCAAGACGCUUUUCCAGCAGGAGGAGUCAGAGUCCAGUCAAGUGCAUUAGGCCCAGUGUUCUUGGUCCUCUUAAAAGAAAAGGUGAAAUGGAAACAGAAAGCCAGCCCAAGAGGCUCUUCCAAGGCACUACCAAUAUGCUGUCUCCGGAGGCUGCACAACUGUCUGAUCUCAGUUCAUGUUCAGAUAUUUUGGAUGGCAGUAGUAGCAGCAGUGGCUUAUCCUCAGACUCACUGGCUAAAGGCAGCACAACCGCAGAGUCUCCAGUAGCAUGCACCAAUUCAUGCUCUUCGUUCAUCUUGAUGGAUGAUCUCUCACCCAAGUGACUUACCCAUUUCUGAUUCAGUGUUUUAACUGCUGUUUCCUACACAAAACAUUUCAGUGAGGAACGCAGAGAGCUUUGAUCCAUAAUGAGGAUUAAAGUGUUACAGACUUCAACCAUUUCGAUGCCGUUCUUUUUUGGCAUCUCUCUCCUCUAAAGUUCAAUUUUACAAGUGUAGUGACCUGACUCAUGUCUCUUCUUGCUGAUUUCGUUUUGGAUCCAGUGACUAAAUCUCAAAUAACUCAUUUUUGAUUGCUUAGAGUAUAUAUUUUUUCCCUCCGUGCCUCAGAGAGCACCUAUUUUAGAGUCUAUGCGUUUAAUAAAGGAAAGCACUGAUGUGUAUUUUCAACAGUGGUUCUUUUUCCCAGCAGUGACAUGACAGCUAAAGUUGAUCAGAAAUUCUCUUGCUUGAGAGAUUGUUUUUGUUGUCUGUUGACUACAUAGUUUCAAAUCUCUUUAUUCCACGAUAAUAGAUGGAUUGCUUUCGAUUAUAUUAAAUUUUUAUUUUUCCGCAUCAGCUUAAAGUACAUUAUUUUGUUUCCCUUUCCUGUUUGAGCUGCUUACUUGCCAUUUCUCACCGAGGGGAGGGAACACGUAGUUGCUUUCAUUACUAUCCAUGUCGCUUUGCUGGUGGAGUGUAUGACGUGAGGAUUGAUUUUAGUGCUGAGAAUGUAAAUGGACUGACGGGAUGCCUGGAUUAGUCACCAGAGGUUCUUAUGCCUUAGCUACCGCGGUUGAUGUUUUUCUCCCCAAACCUGUUGCCCGAAGGAAUAUAUAAAAUAUUGUUAAUGUUUCUAGGUGGUGUUAUCAAGGAGAAGAAAUCCCUGCCUUGACCAGAUGUGUGGAGCAUCUACAAAUGAAUGAAUAAUGUUAUUUACACACAAAGCACUGUGUAGAAAAGCGUACGCGGAGCUUGACAGCUUGUUUCGGGUGGUAUUACGAGGCCCGAGGUGCCUUGGGGUGCAGUGUUGUGCUGUAAAGGUGUAUGUCAUAAGGUAGGCUAGAAAAGGGGGCUUUAUGUGUCUUACUGCCACAUGCUGUUUUGAUUGCUGCUUUUUGCUGAUUCCUUUCUCGUCCUUGGAUUUGUUUGUUUUGUCGUGUGGUGAGUGCUGCUGCCCACUGUGUUUUGGUUAUUGUGUUUUUGCCGCUAGAGUCAGAAUCCAGUUCUUGUUGAUGCUGCCUUCUAGCAAGGGCAGCUUCGUAUCUCCGAGGAAGCUCUCAGGAGCCGCAAAAGUCCAUGUUACUGUGCAUUCUGCUUUUAAGAAGCUGUUGAGCUGUGAACAGUGGACAUGAUAGUAAGUCUGAGGUACCGUAAGUUAUUUAAUUUCUAAAAGAGGAAAAUCCUGACAGAGCUAUUUAAAAAAGCUGAGUGUAAUCUAUCGUUGUGUUAUUUAUUAUUUAAAACUGUGUUAAAAUGUUGUGAUAGAUUUCUUUUAAUGUUGAGACAUCGUGGUUGGGUUGUCUGUGUUUAAUAUGCCAAUUUUCCCGCUAGGAUCAUAAUAUUCCACGUCUUAAAUGAAUGUAAGAAAUGGAAAACUACUGCCUUUGUGUCCUUUGAAGGCAAAGAUUCUUGAAUUCUGAAGGAAGAUGAUGUGCUUUGAGGGUACUCACAGAGUAGUAACACUGUAUGACUUGAAGGGAAAUCUAUCCUCUUUGAAUUCUGAGAGAGCGUCGCUUAGCUUGCAGUAAGUUGUUCUGUUACAGCAUCACAUGUGGUGUUGAUUUUAAACUGUAAUAACCACCACGAUGGCCACGAAUGGCCUUGUUUCUCACAUGGUUUUCCCCUGUGCAGAGUCCAUAAUCUUUCAAUCCUAACAUAAAUGUAUAUAUUAUGAAGGUCGUUCCCUAGUGUGCCAUUUUAAAGAGAAGUUACUUCGAGGGUAUUCAGUGUGUUUAUUCUGCUUGUGAAAGAACCACGUGAAGAUGUUUCUGCCUAUAUAAUACCGAGAGAUGGUUUUCUCUUACAGGAUACUUACCCACCUUCGCUCUACUGUCUUCUUUGCCUUAAAGGGAUACUUUGGGCCAUGAAUUUUGGGCUCUAAUUUAGGACUCUUGAGAAACAACCUUUGGAAUGUGUUGAUAUUGAAAUUUCUUCUUGAAAUUCAGUGGUGGGUUAGAAUUGGGACAGGAAAAUGAAGUUGUUCCAAUAGUAGGAGAACUAGGAGACCAGAUGAUUCACUUUAUCGUUUAAACCGAGGUUCGUUUUUGUUGCUUAAAUUGACUAGAAAGUUAAGUUUAUGCAGGGAUUGUUUUGGAAUAAAUAAAAAGAGAUGCUAACCUUCAAAUGAGCUCUGGUGACAGUACCCCUUUAUUUUUAUAUAAAGUCUAAUAUUUGAAAAGUGGUCAUUGUUAUAAAAUAAAAUUCUCUCUUCCUAUUCUAAUAUAUCCUGUUUCAGGCUUCUAUUUGAAAACAAGUACAAGAGAUGAUACGAUAAGAAAAUCCCAUAGACGCUCUUUUUGCUUGACUAACUUAUAUAAUCACUGUGUUUCAUGAUAACCGCUUUUGGAAUAAAUUCUAGAAAAUUUUGUGAAAUGCUGACCUUGUGUAUAUCUUAGAAUGCAAAUUUAAUAAAGUGUGUACACAUGCAUAAAA